CUCUGGUCAUCUCCUGUACUAUGUCCGCAGUCUCUGGUCAUCUCCUGUACUAUGUCCGCAGUCUCUGGUCAUCUCCUGUACUAUGUCCGCAGUCUCUGGUCAUCUCCUGUACUAUGUCCGCAGUCUCUGGUCAUCUCCUGUACUAUGUCCGCAGUCUCUGGUCAUCUCCUGUACUAUGUCCGCAGUCUCUGGUCAUCUCCUGUAUAUGUCCGCAGUCUCUGGUCAUCUCCUGUACUGUGUCCGCAGUCUCUGGUCAUCUCCUGUACUGUGUCCGCAGUCUCUGGUCAUCUCCUGUACUGUGUCCGCAGUCUCUGGUCGUCUCCUGUACUGUGUCCGCAGUC
Staurois parvus is the source of this 341-nucleotide messenger RNA. Lineage: Eukaryota; Metazoa; Chordata; Amphibia; Anura; Ranidae. The record is from the annotation of a GenBank genome assembly.